AUGGUAAGUGAACGAGACAGCGAUAUCUACGUGGAUGUGACGCACGGUCUGGAUGAGACGAAGGAGGGCCUUAGCACGUCCAAUGAACGACAGCACAUCGCCUCUGAUUACACAAGCCGUCUGUUCCCAAGACAUGUGCAAGUCAUAUCUCCCACAUCGACGAGUAGCAAUGGCUCUGGAUCUGAACCUUGCGAUCAGAAGCAUCGUAAAAGAGCGCAGACUGCUGCCGUUUCGACGUCAGGCACAGCUACGGAAACAGAUUCCGACUUGGAGGAGAGUCGUAGUGAUACUGAUAAGGAGAAGGUGCACGUGAUUCGGUCCAUGCAUGCUGCUCAAGACAAACAAGCAAAGGAUGAUAGCAUUGAAGUUAUCAAUGAUGAAGAAUGCAAAGGUCUUGGAGAAUUGCGAUCGAGUUUCGAUAAAGAUCAAGAACGGUUUGAAUUAGCAAUUGCAUUAGAUUUUGAGACUGAUACGAAUGCAGCGUCGAGCGUUGGCCGACCUAGUGUCACUCGGCAGACGUCAAGCAGUUUUUCAGACCUUGGCGACUUUGACGACUUUUCAUUUUCGGAUGCAAUCACAAUUCCAAAUGGAGGAGGAAGUGGUAGUGUUGCAAGCAGCAGCAAUUCGAAUACUCCCACUACGUUUUAUCCUAUCUAUGGAAACGAUACGUUUCGAUUCACACAUACAAGCGUGAGCAAUUGUGGAUAUGGUAGCUACGAUGCCAUUGAAAAAAUUCCGGGAGUGUACACGAGUCCAGUGAGAAGUGCACGUAGUGCAAACUCGCCAACUAUACUUCGUCUUGAUAGCUUUGGGUGCAAUGAUGGCCGACUUACUCCAACCUUUCAACUGACACAACCGGCUGACGAGUCACAACCGCUUGUUGGUGAUAUCUAUCCUGUUUCUGGCGAGGUCGUUCGAUUGCGUGUCGACAAUUGUGCGUAUAUCAUUUUUUACAAGAGCGAUGAUAGUGGUGAAGAGCAGACGAAAAGUGAAUUGCUAGGAUUGUCGUCUUCGUCCGAUGAAGACGCUAAUGAGUGUAGUGAAGAUGGCUCUGGAAAAGUAAUACCGCCUCGUUCGUACGUUUCAUUGGGUGCAGCUGGCCACAAGGUGCAAACUGAUAACUGUUUUACACGCGAUUACAACCACCCAACGCGAUCUUUAGGUAGGGGUCUCUUUCGCGCUUCAACCAGUGUUGGCAAUGCAUUCAUGAAAGGCGCAGCGGGUUUGGUAAAUAAAACCUAUCAAGGUGGAGCAAGUGGUGGAGUCUUUGGAUUUGCCAAAGGAUUAGGCAUGGGAAUGUUAGGCCUAGGUACACAUACUGUCAAAGGUGCUUUUCGUGGAGUUGGGCAAGUGACGCAUUUAGUAGGCGAAAUGGUCCUCGGAACUGCACCCCAUUUUAGCAUUGAUGGUACGCUAGUGCUCACGAAUUACCGCAUUAUUUGGCAAGCGCUGAGUACAAAAGAUGCGAUGGAGAUCCCUUUGGCUACAAUCUUGUCAGCCGAAAGCUCAACAACAGCACCGCAUGUCGCCAAUAUAGAAGGAAAGCAUCUUUUACGAGCAUCUCUGGCAUUUCAGAAUGAAACGACUUGCUCGGAUUUUCUGAACUGUAUUUGGGAGCUGUAUUCGUCGGGAACGUCACCUCCGCACUAUUUAUUUGCGCACUUGCAUUAUCAGGCAUUACGGCAUAAAGACGAGGCCAAGACGGUGAAUGGAACUGGUUUAGAGACACCGAGUGAUUUGUUUUAUGACGCAGAGGAAGACUAUCGCCGACUUAAACUUUUGGAUGAAAACAGCUGGAUGCGGUUAUACGAUAAUUCAGAUUACGCGAUGUUUCCUUCGUAUCCCAAUACUUUCGUCAUCCCAUCUGUUUUGGAUCAGGAUGACUUACGCCAACUAAGUGCUUAUCGUAGCGCAAGUCGCAUUGCUGCUGUAGUGUGGCGCCACCCGCACACAGGGGCGCUUGUGUGCCGAUGCGCUCAACCGUGCACAGGGCUUAGUGGAUAUGUUGUAGCUGCCGACCAAAAAUUGGUAUCUGCCCUGCAACACGCAACGAGUACAUACGGCGAUGCAAAAUUUCACUUUUUUGAUGCGCGAAGUCAAAUGGCAGCAACAGCCAAUUCUGCGCAAGGCAAAGGUACGGAAGAUCCGCGAAACUACCCGAACUCGGAGCUUCACUUUUGCGAUAUUGCCAAUAUUCAUGCUGUUCGUUCGUCCUACGCGUCUUUAGCAGAAGUUUGUCAACCUGGUCAGGAACGUGAGAGCAGUGGCUGGCUUUUUCAGCUGAGAAGCACAUUUUGGUUUCUUCACUUAUCAAAUAUCCUGUCCACUGCACAGGAAAUCUGUCGAUGUCUCAAUCAGGGCCAUUCAGUGAUGAUCCAUUGUAGCGACGGAUGGGAUCGGACUCCACAACUUACAAGUAUGCUAGAGCUAUUGCUAGACCCGUACUACCGCACACUUCGAGGAUGGCUUUGUUUGAUCGAAAAAGAAUGGUGCUCGUUUGGACAUCUUUUUCGACACCGAUAUGGGCACGGCGAAGGUCCAGGCCAACAAGAGCUUGAAGAACAGUCCCCUGUUUUUAUUCAGUGGCUUGAUGCAGUGUGGCAGAUUUGGCGUCAACAGCCUUGGGCAUUUGAGUUUAACGAAGCGCUUCUAUCGGCACUAUAUGAUUGUAUAUUCUCUGGAUUGUAUGGCAACUUCCUGUACGACAGCGAGCGACAGCGUAAUCAAGAGGAGGCCAAAGUACCAACUCGAUCGUUGUGGUUUGUUCUUCUAGAACAGGCGAAUAAAUAUUUGAAUGCGGAGUACGACAGCGCUAAAAAUUUCAAUAGUAUUGGAUUAGUUCUUCCAUUCUCCUCCGAGGAAAAUGACUUGGUCAUGUGGGAUAAUCACUUGACGUAUGCCGAUCCUGUUUGCCGGAAGUAUGAGUGA
Molecule: messenger RNA, 2928 nt
Organism: Plasmopara halstedii
Lineage: Eukaryota; Oomycota; Peronosporomycetes; Peronosporales; Peronosporaceae
Product: myotubularin-like protein
Exons: 1
Coding region: 1-2928 (975 amino acids)
Biological process (GO): dephosphorylation
Molecular function (GO): phosphatase activity
Source: RefSeq, a predicted model, not a curated record